AAAAGCCAAAAAAAUUUUUAAACCUCAUUCGGCCAUUCUUUCUAAACACACACACACACAAAAAAAAAACCUUCAAAUUCUCCUUGCUUCUCUGACUAUGGGACUUCUCCAGAGGUCUGCCCUACCGCCGCCGUAGCCAGUGGCCGGCAUUGCAGGAAAACGAGCCUUUACCCUUGCCUCCGAGCGACUUUGAAGGCCAAGCAAUCGGAGCCCGAAUAGCCGAGAAGUGAUGGUUCUCAAUCCCAUCCCUUUCACGGGUUGAUCCUCGACGACAGAGAAGGACUCUCCGACAUCGGCCAUGGGAAACGAGUUUUCAAGGAAGGAAGAGGCAGAAGCUGCUCUGAAGGCACCCGAUGCUGUAAUGGGUAACCGCUUUAUUAAGCUCUGGUGUGCAAAUCGGGAUAGAAUACCUGAUGGUGGCAUAAACAGUGGCAGUGGUGUGUCAGUAACUUCACGUGGUCUAACAGCUUCUGUUAUUCCAGCUCAGAGGAAAGAUUAUUUUCAACCUAUUCCUCUGAAUUCCCCCAAGCCUCAUAGUAUGAAUGGUCUCAUGGUUCCUCCUGCACCGCGGAAAAAAUUAGAGACUUUGGAGCAGAUGAAAGAGGAACUACGCAAGAAGCAGGAACUGCUGGAACAGAAGCGGAAGGACUUCCGGCGCCAGUUGCACAAACUUGAGAAACAAUCUAGUGGUGUCAAAGGUGAUACUGAACAAGCUGCCAAGAGGCAAAAGGUGGACAUUGCGGUUGAUCCUGCAAAAGCUUCAACUCCAAGAUCCUCUGGACCAUGUGCUUCUGGUGCAACACCAUGCACAAUGGGGGUGACAGAUAUGGACAAAUCAACAGAGAAUAUUCUGUCCCACAGUCCUAAAUCAAAGCGGCAGUCUUGUCAAUCAGCACCAGUAGGCAUUCAUCCAUUCGUGUUGAAUAAAUACAAAUUGGAUAACAGACCUACUGCUUUUAGAGUUAUUUCACCAUUGCCUUCUGAUUUUGCACAUGUUGGUUGCUCUCUCCUUUUCCUUGUCUGAGGAUAUUGUUUUCUGGCUCCAUCUUUUGUGAGGAUGAAAUUUACAAUGAUUCAUCAUCUUUUAUAUAUUGAAAAGGAAAAGAUGAAAUAAGCACAUUUUGCAAACAA
Gossypium arboreum is the source of this 1131-nucleotide messenger RNA. Its product is annotated as zinc finger CCCH domain-containing protein 41-like. Lineage: Eukaryota; Viridiplantae; Streptophyta; Magnoliopsida; Malvales; Malvaceae. Gene Ontology annotation, molecular function: RNA binding. Gene Ontology annotation, cellular component: nucleus. The record is from RefSeq and is a predicted model, not a curated record. The coding region runs from base 299 to 1024 and encodes 241 amino acids. The transcript is spliced from 3 exons.